This is a messenger RNA of Sclerotinia borealis F-4128, 1074 nucleotides long. NCBI's taxonomy places the organism in Eukaryota, Fungi, Ascomycota, Leotiomycetes, Helotiales, Sclerotiniaceae. The record is from the annotation of a GenBank genome assembly.
AUGGAUAGAGUUAUUUUAGAUGUCAAUGACUCGAAUGCUAGAGCUGGGAUUAAUCAGAAUCUAACUAAGCGCUACAUUGGUGCUAUUGAGGUUUAUUGGCAUGGUGCACAACCUGUCUUUUUUGGUGACCUCACCGGGGAAGCCUUGCAAGCUAAAAUGAAUGUGUCACGAGUUCUCGUAUAUCCCAACGAGCAGAAAAAGCUUUUUCAUAUGAUCUCUUUAAUGAACGGUGCUGUUCGAAGAGAACGCACGUUGGAUGUCCAGAAUAUCCUGGAUGGGACCUCCCCUUACCUUACGGCCAACGCCUUCCUAGCCAAGCUCGAUAACCUUUACAUUUCUGUAGAUAUCGAGCGGGAGGCUGCUAUCAAGUUCGACAACCAUAAGAUGACCGAAAAGAUGAAUUUUCAGUCCUUUUACACCAUGCUGGAGUAUCUAGGAGAUUUGUGUCAUAAGACAAAGCGGGAUAUGGUUCAGGCAAUGAAGCUGAAAGUCACGGAUGACUUGAAGGCUAUGGUGAAGCAGGAUGCCAAUCCCUGCACCCCGGCCCCGCCUGCCGCUGGUGACCCGAUGGAUCUCCAUGCUAUCAACGCUAACGCAAGAAAGCAGACUAAUAAGGAGCAAGAACGUCAUUUGGGGCUUUGUCAUUAUUGCAAAGAACCCGGUCAUCGCGUUUGGGAUUGUACCACCAAGAAGCAAGCCGAUAUUUUGCGAAACUCUUAUAAUGCCGCCAAUGCACCCAAAGUAUGCAACCCCAAUUGGUUUGGAGAACGUCCCCAAGGUUUUCAACCCCGCCCCCAGAACCCACUCGCCCGAGGCGGCUUCCAAGCUGGCGGCUCCCAAACCGGUUAUGAGGGAAGUCAAGGUCGACCCCCGCAGAACAAUGGUUAUUUUGGUCAACGAAACUAUAAUCAAUUCCCCAACUCGCAGAAUCAGGGAUUUCCACGACUAUACCAGCUCAAUAACGUCCAAGGAUAUGUCGAGGAGGAGUCAUUGGCACCAAGUGAUAGUGGUUCUAAUGCAACCUCGCGUACAACAUCCUCGUCUGGCUUCUUUCCGGAGCAGGGAAAUGCUUAA